This is a messenger RNA of Cetraspora pellucida, 1923 nucleotides long. The record is from the annotation of a GenBank genome assembly. NCBI's taxonomy places the organism in Eukaryota, Fungi, Glomeromycota, Glomeromycetes, Diversisporales, Gigasporaceae.
AUGGCAGUGCAACUUGGUGCAAAUUUAAGACAUGGUGCUGUGAGUCAAGCCAGAAAUAUUGUUAUUCCAGCUUAUACAGUAUUUGAUGAGGACUGCUCUUUUGCUGAUGGUCAUCCAACUGAUCAUGUAAUAAAUUUACCAAAUGCCAACAUUGGUCAAUCUGUGGUGGCAAGUGGGGUUCGACUUGGUCAAGUAAUAUACUGGCUCAAGACUAACUAUUUAACCAUUACUGCAGAAAAACAACGAAUGAUCUUUGGAUCAGCAGUUCAGGGUAGUGAUCCUGUUGGUCAUUUCUAUUCAAAAUUGUGUAAAUUGGCUAGACUCGCUGGCAUUGAUGAACAACAAAUUCGAUUACAAUUUCUUCAUGGCAUCUCUUCUGAUAAUCAAUUAGAAAUUCGAUGUAUUGGAAUUAACAGGCCUGUUUUUGAAUUGCUCACAGAACUUGAAGAGAUUGAAAGAUAUAAGGCUGAGCAAUUAUCUGGAGCUUACCUGUAUUCAAACUCAGAUUCAAAAAAAGCUCAUAGAAAGGAUAAUUACUCAGAUAUGACCGAAACUGAAGUUAGAAACUUGAUAAAAUCUAUAACAACACCCGCACAAACCCAACCUGUUUCUUCACAAUUAGUUUCUCAGAAAAUACAACCAACACAGCCAUCUAAAGCUUAUUAUGGACCACAACCCCCAGAAAUGUACCAGACUAUACGAGAUACAAAUAUUGAAUUUAUUCCUAUUCCAAAGCCUGAUUUACCCCCAAAACCAAUAAUAAAAAAGAGUAAAGUUGACUCUGAUGAAGAGCUAGCUAAUCAUAUAAGUAAGCUAUCAAUAAAUGCAGUUGUAAAUAAAGCUAUGAAAAAAGCUAUGAAGACACAACACAGAUGUUUAAAGUGUAAUAAGAUUGGGCAUCGUUCAAAUUCUCCUAAAUGUCUGAGAAAUAAAAAGAAGAGCCAGUCCAGAAAGAAAGGUAGUGUCAAUAAGGUUUUUAUAAAUUCCAAUUCUGAUACUAAUUAUUCUUCCAGUAGUGAUUCUGGAUCUGAUUCCUCCGAUAAUAAAUCUGAGUCUGAGAAGUCUUCAUCUGAAGAUGCUUACAUACCUAAAUUAUCCUCUAAGAAGAAAUCUAGUCCAAAAAAACUUACUUUACAAAAGAAAUCAGAUAUGAUUAUUGACUCACAAAUUCAAAAAAUUAUUCUAGCUAUGUUUAAUGAUCUAGAGCCUGCAAAAUCUGACUUUAUAAAUUAUCAAGAGCUGGCCCCAGAAAUACCCGAAUCCAAUAGUGAAGAGGAGACAUUGAAUGAUCCUAUAAAGAUAGAUUUUGUUCGAAGAAAGGAACCUAUCACAAGCCUUGCAACUAUACCAGUUAAAAUCAAAUGCUUAAAAAUUCCAGCAUUGGUACUAGAUAAUGAAGCUGAACCUCUAAUUAUAUCAGAAAACAUUGUUAAACAUGUAAAUUGGCCAAUUGAUAAAUCAGAAAAAUAUAAUCUUAGUGGGGUUGCUAUAGUUCCAACAGAAUCUAUUGGUAUUGCUUGUAAUUUUCCAAUAACAUUUCCUUCAGGUUUUACUAUACGUAAAGAUUUUGUAGUUGUAUAUGUCUCUAAACCAACAUUGAUAUUUUCAAACCCACUUCUUAAGAAAUAUAAAUGUGCUAUAGAUUGGGGUAAAGAUGAGUUGAAAAUUCCUUUUAAUAGAAAGGAUCACAUUAUUCUAGUUACUAUGCACAAGGUAAAAAAUAAUCUUGAAGUAAAUUGUGCUACUACAUCUCAGAAUGAUAGAGAUGAAGUCCCAUUGCUUUGCAAUAAGCCUUUGGUAUCUGAUCAAAUUUCUCAAGAGGCAGAUAGUAAUGAGAGUGAUAAUGAUCCAUUGGAGGAAUGGCAUGCUCCUGCAGGUUUUAGACUAGAUUCUGAUAAUUUAACUUUAAAAAAAAAUGUGUAA